Molecule: messenger RNA, 2269 nt
Organism: Phytophthora nicotianae INRA-310
Lineage: Eukaryota; Oomycota; Peronosporomycetes; Peronosporales; Peronosporaceae
Exons: 2
Coding region: 1-1839 (612 amino acids)
Source: RefSeq, a predicted model, not a curated record
AUGGUGGAGUGUUCUCCUGGAUCUCAAGGUGGUGCAGCGUCGCUUGGCAGAUUGUUGGGGAAUGAACAAGCAUUUCCACGCUCUCGAGCGUUAGACUCUGCAACAUCUCCUCGCUUAUCGCGUGUUAGCUACCCGAAGGCGUGCACUCGUUCGAGUUCUGACAGCGACAUACGAGCGGCGGUGUUGCCUCUUCCAAGCGCAUUUGAUUCUCAUAAAGGUUUUGAAGACAAGUUUACGCCUGCAGACGAGAGCGGCAUCUUUCUGAACGCGUCGAUGCAACUGAUGUAUUUGAACGGAGAGGUUCGUCACAGUAUACGUCAGCUGUGGACGUCGGUGCAGCGAUUGGGACGAGAGAACCAGAUCAGUGAAGCAGGCAUGGAUGUAUUGUACGUUGAGUUGGGAAACACCCUCAAGGCUAUGAGCGCUGAGAAGCUCGAACCUAGCAAACACCUUAAAAGUGGACGUUUGGUCUUGCUAGCUUCGUCCCCGACAAGCGAUCCAGGCGUAGUAGGCGGCAGCACAGCAGUUAAAGCCCUUUUUGGCGCAAGACCAACUGCCCAACUGAUGCAGUGUUCGUUAUCAGAAGACCAGAGCAAAUUUGAGAUGACUCCUGUCCGUCAACCAACCGCCAGCGCUCCUCCAAAUCCUCCAUCGUCGAGGUUUGCGCUGCCGUCUACUGCAUCAUUAAUGGGAAUGAUCUCGGAUGCAUUUCAAGUAGAACCAACCACCAGAGUUAUCCGGCUGCAAGGCUGUCAAGUCAGGAGACUUGUUCCCAAAUCGCCAGGCAAUGAAGAAAUAGCGGAUGAUGGCGAGUUGCCAAGAGCAAAGAUCUUCCACCGCUUUCAACUGCUCGUACCUUAUAAAACGCAGAUGAGUGGCUCUAACGAUACUGAGAGCUUAUUCCCCACGAGAGCGCCUGUGCCGUACGAAUCGUUCAUCUUCGAAGUACCAACUGCUGGAGCUGGAGAGAUCAAGACAGACAUGGACGCUGAAACACAAGUCGACGAGUGGGUCUGGGCGCUGGAUCGAGUGUGCAGAUAUCAUCUCCAUCGACUUGAACGCGCUCUUCGGGAAGCUCCGACCAUCGAACGAUACCGGGAGAAUCUGGAACGUCAUUUCCCGGUUUCCGUCUCACUCAGUUGGCUUCGCAAUCGACUUGAUCAGCCUCUGCAACGUCGAGCAAGUGCCAAUUUGAGUAUGAUUCAGAUUGUCAAAGAUCUCGAUCGUGAUAAAGUGCUCUUGGAUGGUCAUCUCUUCAGUGCUGCCAACCCUUUCGAAGACUACAACGUGGAAUCUGACAGCGUGUCAGAGGUGGUCAAGUAUAUGGUCAACAAAGUGUUGACUUUCGAGCAAGCAACCACGUCACAGUACCGAAUUCCUGGAGCUACACACCAACCAUCGUCACCAGCACAUCGCUUUGCCAAGAACUGCGAGGCUCGAGCUCUUGCGUUUGUCGAGCGAGUGCUACAAGGCAGUUCUCGAACUCAAAGUGGCGGUGACAUCUACGACGCCAUCAGCUUCUUCUGUCAACAAGAACACGUGUCUAUUUGUCCAGUUUCCCAAGAUGCUCGACCCGUUCAGAUGCGGAUCACCAGUGAUAUUGCUAAAGGAAUGUUCCAGGUGGAAGUCCAGGUCUGCAUGCAGUUCAAGGUCAUCGAGUUGACGCCAAGGUCUCCAUCGUUUGCUACGGAUGGAACUGAAGCCUCUGUGCUUGAUUCGACGAUGGACUCACCUCGUGAUAGUUUGAGGGAGUGGGCGGUUCUUGAAGGAACUUUGGCGAGGCCGUUCACAUUGGGGCAGCUUUCAGCACCCGGCACAGUCACCAUUACCUGCAUCUAAGUUGAUGGGAUUAAUAGGUGAGAAAUAGCAGAAUUUGGUCGUAAGAUUUGGUCUACAGGAGCUGCGGCACGAGACUCGUACGACCAUCCAAAAACUGGGGCUUGAUGUUUUCUUCUGCGGACGGCCCUGAUCCCACACUGGCUCGGCAUAAAGGGCACGAACGUUCGUGGUCGAACCACUCUGUCACACAUUCUUCACAGAACAUGUGCGAGCACGCGAGCUUGACUGGCUGACGCAUAGUCUCGUAGCAGAUCGAGCAGUCCGGAGAUCCCGCUUCCACUAGUUCGUCGUGAGUGACGUAUACACCGAACUCGAGUCCCAACGUAACGAAGGAGCGUGCGAGGAUGAAGAUACGACGGCCUUGAGUUGCGAGAAUCAAACCCUGUUUUCAAAAUUCUAUUAGUAUUUCACGUUGUAAUAAUGGCCUACU